GCGCCCGACCUGCGCCGAGAAAGGAAGGAAGGCAAGAAAGAAGGAAGGAAGGAAGGAAGGAAGGAAGAGUGCCCAAGGCAAAAAAGCCUAGAGUCGGUCGCUCUCCCUCUCUCCCAUUCAUUGCCAUGGAGCGCAAGGUGGCCAGGGAGUUCAGGCACAAGGUUGACCUGUUAGUUGAUAAUGAAGCAGAGAAAGAUUAUCUGUAUGAUGUGCUGCGAAUGUACCAUGAAUCCAUGAAUCUUCCAGUGUUGGUGGGAGAUCUGAAGUAUGUAAUCAAUGAACCAAGUCGACUACCAUUGUUUGAGGCCAUACGUCCUCUUAUCCCAUUAAAGCAUCAAGUGGAGUAUGAUCAACUGACACCUAAACGAUCUAGAAAACUGAAAGAGGUGAGGUUGGAUCGACUACAUCCUGAAGGCCUUGGAAUAAGUGUGCGAGGAGGAGUGGAAUUUUCUUGUGGCCUUUUUAUUUCACAGCUGAUAAAAGGUGGCCAAGCAGACAGUGUUGGACUUCAGAUUGGAGAUGAGAUUGUCCGAAUAAAUGGAUACUCAAUUUCUUCAUGUACUCAUGAAGAAGUGAUUAAUCUUAUUCGCACAAAGAAAAUAGUGUCUAUAAAAGUGCGACAUGUUGGCAUGAUACCUGUCAAAAGUUCUCCUGAUGAACCUCUCAAGUGGCAAUUUGUGGACCAGUUUAUAUCAGAUCCUGGGGAAGAUAAAAGCAGUGUUGCUGGACUUGCAUCAUCUUCAGGAAAAAGUCAUAAAGAAAAGAAAGUUUUCAUUAGCUUGAUUGGUACAAAGGGCAUGGGGUGCAGUAUUUCUAGUGGUCCUACACAAAAGCCAGGCAUUUUUAUAAGCAACAUUAAGCCAAAUUCUCUGUCUGCAGAAGUAGGGUUAGAGGUUGGUGACCAGAUCGUUGAAGUAAAUGGAAUGGACUUUUCCAAAAUAGAUCACAGAGAGGCUGUGAAAGUAUUGAAAAGUAGUCAAACUCUGACUAUCUCUGUUGUAACAGGAGCUGGAAAGGAGUUGUUUAUGACUGAAGAAGAGAGGCAGAGGGAGGAGUAUAAUCGUGAAAUGGAGCGUCAAGAGCUGUUGCGUCAGAAGCGCCUUGCACUAGAAACCAAUAAAAUCCUGAAAGAACAGCAAGAGAAAGAGAAACUGCGAAAAAUGGAAAUUGCACAGAAGGCUGCUGAGGAAGAAGAAAGAUACCGUAAAGAAAUAGAACAAAUAAAGGCAGAAGAAGAGAGAUUUAAAAAACAGUGGGAAGAAGACUGGGGCCAUAAAGAACCCCCAAAACCGGCUAAAACUGUAGUUGCAGACGUACACCCUCCCCCUCGCCCUAAACAUAGACUAGAUUUAGAUGAUAACUCCCUUGACCAGCCUGCAGCAGAUGAUGAUUUGACUGGAAUGAAGUCGGAAGAGAGUCAACAGGGCUUCCAGAAAUAUGUGGAAAAUUUUGAUCCCUACUCAGUGUUUUCACCAGAUCAGCUUAUGGGGAAAGAUGUCCGACUUCUGCGUAUUAAGAAGGAAGGAUCAUUAGAUCUUGCAGUAGAAGGAGGCGUUGAUUCCCCAAUUGGAAAAAUAGUGGUAUCUGCUAUUUAUGAGGGGGGUGCUGCAGACAAGCAUGGAGGCAUUGUGAAAGGGGACGAAAUAAUGGCUGUAAAUGGGAAGAUUCUAGUGAAUGCGAAGCUGGACGAGGCUCAGGCAACUCUUGCAAAAGCCUGGAUUGUGGGUGGGGAUUGGAUUGAUUUGGUCAUUGCAGUAUCUCCUCCUAAAGAAUAUGAUGAUGAAAUGACGUUUUUUUAAUAACAUGGGAGAAAUCACACAUAAGGGUUCUGAAGAAAACCAGCACUUAAUAAGUACCUAGUCAGCCUUAACAAAUUGCAACCUUCUUGCAUGAGAGAAUAAGAUGAAGAUAUGAUCCUGCAAAUGAUUCAAGACACGUCUUGUAUUUGAACUCUGGAAUCAACAUGUCAUUUCAUUUCCUCCCUUAAUCUAUGAUCAAUGCCUGGUUUUGACUGCAAACAGUUGAAUAAUUCACAGUUCACACAGAGGCCAACUCUGAAAUUAUUUUAAGUGCAUUGCAUAUGAAAUUGUUUAGAAAUUGUCAUUAUGACAAAGGAGAGAUGCAUCCUUUCUCAUAAAGCAGAUAAGCCAUUCAGUCCUAUCUAUAUCUACAUGGAAGCAAAUAUAGUUGAGUUCAGCAGAACUGUAGUAUAAGAGAAACAAACCAAGAUUUGGCUAAACACUGGAAUCUGUUGUCAUGUAUUUUCCAACAUAAAACCCUGAUUUUUAAUGUCAAUUUAGCACCGAAUUUCAUAAUGAUUCAAGCUUCAGAAUGUUGAGAAAUUGGAAUCUAGUUAAUACUUUUCUACAUGUGUUUCAUGAUCAGUAAUGAUGUUUCACAAUAUCACAAGUCCCAUUAACUCUCAACCCUUUCCUUGCUCUUCCAAGCUGAAAUCUGGAUAGGGACGAUGGAGUGCUGAUUACUCCAUGUUGUUCUGUCCCUUUAUUGCCUUAUGAAGCACAAACUCUUCCUGUAUUAUUAGGGUAGCCUUCCCUAUUCUAGUCCUCUCAAAUGUUUAGACUGUAACUUCGAUCAGCUGGAACUCAUAUGCUCAAUUGUAAGGAAUCAUAUCUUGCAUUCUUUGCCAUUCUUGCAGUGGCUAAACAGAGACAUUAGUUUCCAAUUGGGACUAUAUUACCAAUAAUCAGAAUCAGGACUGAUGAUGAUAACAGUAAAAUAUAAAGUAAAAAUAUACAUACAUCAAUGUUAUUUUUAUAUAGCGUUGAAGCCAUUUGAAAUUAAUUAAAGCAUAUAUAAACUUAAAACAAUGGCAUCCCACCUUUUCAUGCCACAGAUCACCAGUAUAGGAAAUCAAUAGCAAGCGGGAACUAGAUAAGAGAGAAGAGGAAAGAACUUCACCCUGUUUAUUGUCCCAAUAAUUUGGCAAUAUGCAAUCUGACAUAUGAAGUCACAUUCCAUAACUAAUGAAACUUGUAUUGUUGAUUCCAUAGAAUCUCUGCAAUUUACUUUACAAGAUAAAAUCUCUUUUUGAAAACUGUCAUACUGGCAAAAUUCUAUUUCAGAAUGAAAUUGAGCAUGCCAUCAAUUUCGAUUUUAAUGUGUCAGACAAACCUUAAUUUGUGAACCAUUACUUAAAACAUUACUAAACAAAUGAGUCAACCCAUAUCUUCUUUGAGAAGCCUCAAUAAAUAAAUCCGUAGUUUUCACAAACACUUUUAUAGAAAUAUAUGUUAUGCCUUUCUGAAAAUUGAAGGAAAACGGACGAAUGUCUCAGCUUUUAAGCACCGUUUAAGUUACUGUACUUUGGUAAUUACCCGUAUAUACUCAAGUAUAAGCCGACGAAAAUAUAAGGCAAGGCACCUAAUUUUACCACAGAAAACUGGGAAAACUUAUUGUCUCAAGUAUAAGAUGAGGGUGGGAAAUGCAGUAGCUAGUGAUGAAUUUCAAAAAUAAAAAUAGCUACCAAUAAAAUUUCAUUAAUUGAGGCAUCCGUAGGUUAAAUGUUUUUUAAUAUUUACAUAAAACUGUAAUUUAAGAUAAUAAUAAGACAAAACUUAAUAAGAUAAAACUAUCCUACUUUGUUUACCUAUAUACUCGAGUAUAAGCAGACCCGAAUAUAAACCAGCCAAGACCCUCACUCGAGAAUAAACCGGGGAGGGCUUUUUCUGCUCUUAAAAAUGGCUGAAAAACUCAGCUUAUACUCGAGGAUAUAUGGUAGAUUAGGCUUUAUUGAGUAAAACAUUGAUGAUGUGUAUAGUCUGCUUUGUAUCUGCCCUGUAUCUGUCAAAGCCACAUCUAACUUCAGCAGUGAAUAUCACAUUAUCUUUGGCACUUUUUCUAAUUUACUAAAAUUUAAAGCAAAGAAGAUUUGUAAUGCUUUCAUAAAAGAUAGAUAAGACAAAUAUUACAGGUUAAUUGCUUAUUUGAGUUGCAUAUUUGUACAAAUAGAGUAUAUUCAUUUCUUUAUAUCUUUGUAUUUUUAAAAAUGCUUUAUUUUGUUAUACUGUUCCACUGUGCCAAAAUGUUCAAAUGUUUCCUAAUUGCUUUUCACCCAAUCAAGUUGAGAAUAAAAUGCCUAUUGCCAAAUGGAUGUAUUUACUGUGCAUUUUAAGAGCAUUCUGAUAGCUAUGAGUUGUUUAUCACAAUAGAAUCUCCAUGGGAUCCAGAAUGUGGAUUUCCUAACACUCUGCAUUGCAUGGAGAAUGUCAUCAUAUAGAAAGCGUAUACUCUUCAAAUGUUUGCUCUUCGUGUCAGGAGAGCCAUGAUGCAGGACACAGGGUUAACAAAUUAAACUCUUUGAAUGUUCAUUAUAACUACAACUCAAGCACCGAAAUAUGGCUAGGUGUGGCAAGCAGUAAUAGCUCUGCCCCCCUAUUUUUAAAUAAAACCUUGUGCCAAUUUUAGUCUUCCAGAAGCCCAUGGGCACUUUUCUCUUGUGCAUAUGUAGUAUUGUUAUGAUUAAUCAUGAUCUAUACUUGGAGACAUUGUUGCUAGUAUUUAGUAGUUAGGAUACUAUUUUAUUUGGAGGAAUCUUUCAAGUUUCUCACAUCAACUUUUUGAAGAGUAAAGAGCUGAUCAUAGAUACAAUACUAAUCUAGAGCAAUAUUUUCUCACAACUGUUAAAGGGAACUCAUGAUCCCUUAGGAAUUUCUUUUCCAAGAACAUCAAUGCUUUUUGAGCAUGUUCUCACAAAUCUCUAAGGAGAGGUGGAAAUUACAAGAUUCCUGUGGCCUCAAGAGACAUGUAAAUAAUAAUAAUGAUAAUGAUAAUAAUAAUUUGAUAAGUACGUAAUUUAUUUUGGCAUUCACCUCCAUUGGGAAGAUGCUUUGUCUGUCUGUCUUUAUGUCUGAACUGGGGUGGAGGUGUACAAAUGAAAACAUAAUCAAAAAUAUACCUUGUGGUGAGACUUUGUUAGGCCAGGUAGGAAAAAUAAUUAUGCUUGUUCUCUGAGCACAUUGGCAAAAAAGAAAAACAGCCCUCCACAUUUAGUGGGGUUAGAGACACAAAAUUCCCAUAAAAAUGAAAAACCACAAAUAAACACAUUGCUAUGUUCUUUAACCUGAGAAAACACCUAUCUAGUAAUGCCUAGGUCUUCCAGUAUGGUUAACCUCUUCUAGAAGCUGAACAUAAAAUUGUAUUUGAGGACCUAGAGCAGUGGUUCUCAACCUGUGGGUCCCCAGAAAUCCCAGCCAGUUUACCAGCUGAGAGUAUUUCUGGGAGUUGAAGGCCAAAACAUCUGGGGACCCACAGGUUGAGAACCACUGCCCUAGAGGUUCCUAGAGAGGUGUUCCCUCUAUACAGUCACACUGGAGGACCUAGAGAUUCCUAGAGAUACCAUUUAAAAUUAAAUUCACAAAAGCUAAAACCAUAAAUGGGGAGGGAUAACUGUACCAGGAAAAAAGGUGACUUGUUGGAGUCACACCCGUGAGUAACAUCCCAAAAAUUUGCAAAUUUUGUCUCAUGAAAAAGGGUGUUUUUCAAAUGCCUGUGUCAUGAUUCUGUGCCUCUUAGUUUGCCUAAUAAAAGUAUCAGAAGAAUGUG
Anolis carolinensis (green anole) is the source of this 5562-nucleotide messenger RNA. RefSeq names its product USH1 protein network component harmonin (gene ush1c). Gene Ontology annotation, biological process: inner ear morphogenesis; inner ear auditory receptor cell differentiation; inner ear receptor cell stereocilium organization. Bases 126 to 1799 code for a protein of 557 amino acids. Gene Ontology annotation, cellular component: stereocilium tip; cilium; photoreceptor inner segment. Gene Ontology annotation, molecular function: protein binding. The record is from RefSeq and is a predicted model, not a curated record. The transcript is spliced from 21 exons. Lineage: Eukaryota; Metazoa; Chordata; Lepidosauria; Squamata; Anolidae.